GAUACAGUGGUGUCGUUUGCUCCUGGGACGUCAACACUUUGUCUGCUAGCUAGAGAACAGAGGAAGUUUUGGCCUCACCUCCUGAAACUGGAUAUUGAGGGUUCAGCGAUGGAUUUUCACCAAUAACUUUUCCUUACUUUACAGUGAUCAUAUACUUGAUUCACUGUAUGGUUCAACAGCAUGUUUCAUCGCCAUGGGAUGACUGGUCAGUGGAACUGUGGCUGUCAGUAGUUUUGCUAAAAUGUCUUGCAGGGUGGACAUAUCUUACUAACUGAUAGCACCCACAGUUGCAACAACUGUUUCAUAUCAGCGCAGUUACACAGCCAUGGGCUUCUUUUCGCCUCUUUGCAAGAUUUUGAGGAGGGGGAAAUAUUUCGUACUGCUCCUUCUUUUGCUCUCAGUUCUUGCAUGGAUUGCAACUUUUUCAGGCGAAACAGUAAAAUUGGGUCGGGUUUUUUUCGCCACACCACAAACUCUUAUCAAAGAAGACAGUCUGAGGGCUAAAGUCAACACUUGGACGGAGGCAACCGAUCUCUUGAAUACUCCACCCCCGAAAGUAGAAUGCCCUCAGGAGUCACCAUUGCUACAGGGAGCUCUGAAGCUGUCCUUUGAAUCCUCUCUGAAACUGAAGGAUGUGGUGAGUGACAACAAAGGAGUGUCUGAAGGAGAGUACAAGCCCUCAGACUGUACAGCGAGGCAGAGUGUAGCAAUCCUCAUCCCUCAUCGCAGCAGAGAGAGACACCUCCUCUACCUGUUGCACCACCUGCACCCCUUUCUGCAGAGGCAGCAGCUACACUACGCCAUUUAUGUCAUCCAGCAGGCUGGUGAUGCAACUUUUAACCGUGCCAAGUUACUCAAUGUCGGGUAUUUGGAGGCACUGAAGGACUACAGUUGGGAGUGCUUCAUCUUCCAUGAUGUGGACCUGGUUCCUGAAAACGAUCACAACUUGUACGUCUGUGACAAGCAGCCCAAACACUUGGUGGUUGGCCGGAAUGCCACAGGAUACAAGCUGCGUUACAAAGGCUACUUUGGAGGAGUCACAGCUAUGACCCAAGAGCAGUUCCUUCAAGUGAAUGGAUUCUCAAACACUUACUGGGGUUGGGGUGGAGAAGAUGAUGACCUUCGCAUCAGAGUUGAGCUGCAGAAAAUGAAGAUUUUGCGGCCACCCGCUGAUGUAGCUCGCUACACCAUGGUGUUUCACAAACGGGACAGUGGCAAUGAAAUAAACAAAGACAGGAUGAGAUUGUUAGGACGAACACAGCAGGUAUGGAGAAAGGAUGGACUGAAUAGCUGCUCAUAUAAGACUAUGUCAGUAGAGAGGCUCCCUCUAUAUGUGAAUGUUACUGUGGACAUUGGUAAGCCAUAGAUUUGAGAUGAACUGUAAGCCCUGCUGUGACUACAAAAUAUUUUAUACGGUAUGUUCAGUCCAUUGAGUGCAGAAAAGCUACUACAUGGUGUGUACAGGACACCAUAUUAAGCACACAAAUGCACAUUGCUUUGAUUAGUGUACAUAUUAGACUUAAGUUAAGCUGACAACUACAUAUUUGCACAUUUUUGCAUACUUCCUGCCUUAAUUUCUUCAUAUUGUGAUCAGUCUUUAAAAAAAUUAAAGUUUUUUCUUUCAAUUAAUGAUUGGCCUUGGUCAAAUAAAGAAUAUACGGACAUCUAGCUGCCAGACUUUGAUAAAUGUAUGCAUACCGGUAUGCCUCAUUAUUUGGCCUACGUUAUAUGGUACCGGAGAAAAGCCGCAGUGGAGCUGCAAAAUAGGCUUGAAAGAAACUUGUUUUGGCAUAACAUUUGUACGUGUAAAAGCUCAUAUUGGACAGAUAGUCUAGCUAUCUGUCUGGAUUUACCCUACAGAGAUAUGAGAAAAACUUAACCAUAGUCCCCAUAAAUCGACCAGUUUAAAAUGGCAACACAAAGGAAGCCCAAGGCAACGGAUAUCCGGCCUAAAUUAGUGAAAUCCGGUGGACUUUUCGGCGGCAAUGGAGUAAUCCUGGAAGUGGAACGUCAAGGAUAUAGACUAUACAGCACAUAACAGAGGAACCUUGUGUGCAGACGGUAGAACAACUGAAGGGAAAGCAAUAAUAAUAUUUGUAGGGCUGAUCAUAUCAAGUGAUAUUCAAUUGAAAUAUGUUAUUGUGAAAAUCUAUCAUAUUGAUAUUGGUCAACUAUUAGAAGUUCCUUUUUCUGCUCUUAGGAUUUGGUAGGCACGGUAAACAUCUGCUC
Messenger RNA from Etheostoma spectabile (orangethroat darter), 2229 nucleotides. RefSeq names its product UDP-Gal:betaGlcNAc beta 1,4- galactosyltransferase, polypeptide 4 (gene b4galt4). Gene Ontology annotation, molecular function: galactosyltransferase activity. Gene Ontology annotation, biological process: carbohydrate metabolic process. Gene Ontology annotation, cellular component: Golgi apparatus. The record is from RefSeq and is a predicted model, not a curated record. Bases 326 to 1366 code for a protein of 346 amino acids. The transcript has 7 exons. NCBI's taxonomy places the organism in Eukaryota, Metazoa, Chordata, Actinopteri, Perciformes, Percidae.